Strongylus vulgaris is the source of this 573-nucleotide messenger RNA. NCBI's taxonomy places the organism in Eukaryota, Metazoa, Nematoda, Chromadorea, Rhabditida, Strongylidae. The record is from the annotation of a GenBank genome assembly.
AUGUGCUUAGCUCUAUUUUUUUGCAGGAAAAACAUUCGUCGAUUGGAAUGGCUAGUUCUGCAGGCCCCGGUGGUCCGUGCUGUGAUUAUUGUAAGCGAUAUAAUUGCCGUAGCCGAGAUGAGGGACGCAGCGAAAUUGUUCCUGCGUUACUCAGAAAUCUGCUCUGUUGGCUCUCUCCUUCUUGCUAUAUUUGGAGUGCAUACAUUAGCACGUGUCACAUCGAAUAAACUCUCAGACUAUUGUUUCAUGACGAUAUUUCGAUUUGUGGAUGUUUCGUUGCUAUUCUUCUCUGCUCAGCAACCUAUUAUCUUUCAAAAUAUUCUUCUUCGUUUUGAUCUUAUCAAAUGUGGACCUCUGCUUACCGCUCAGGAAAACGCCUUCUUUGUGUGCAACUUCGUCACCAUUUGCGAGAUGUUCGUCCUCUGUCUACUGGCUACCCUUCUACUUGCCCCACGUCGCAAUGCGAUGUUUGACACCUACCGCUUGCUGGAGACGCCGUCAUCCUUGCGUGGUACGGAUGAAGCUGAUCUAACAGACCAUGAAGCCAUCGAUUUUGAAGCAAAUCAUAUCUAA